Dictyostelium purpureum is the source of this 1845-nucleotide messenger RNA. RefSeq lists its product as uncharacterized. The coding region runs from base 1 to 1845 and encodes 614 amino acids. The transcript is spliced from 2 exons. NCBI's taxonomy places the organism in Eukaryota, Evosea, Eumycetozoa, Dictyosteliales, Dictyosteliaceae. The record is from RefSeq and is a predicted model, not a curated record.
AUGUCAAAUAAUCAACAAUAUAAUACCAAAUGCCUAAAUCAUCCAUAUCAAGAUAUUAUCUCAAUAUGCUCAAAUUGUCCAAACAACAUUCCUGUCUGUAUUGAUUGUAUUACCGAGGAUCAUAAUGGCCAUAGUUUUAAAAAACUAAAUGAUAUAAAUUUUAGAAAUCAAAUACAACAUGAUUUUAAAAAUCAAACAAUUCCAAAACUAAACAACUAUUUAGAAAAUAAUAAAAAAAUAUUGGAUGAAUCAAAUAACCACUUUAAAGAAAUUCAAGAUAACCAUACAAAGAAUUUUGAUAAAGCUUUUAAUAUAUUUAAGGAAUUAAAAUAUAUUAUCAGUGCAAAAGAAAAUGAUAUCAAAAGAUUAUUAAUGACUGAAUUAGACCAAAAUACAGAUGUAAAAAAUAUAAUAACAACAACAAUAGAAAACAAUAAUAAUAUAAUUACUAAUGCUAUUAAAUAUAAUAAUGAUAUUAAUAAUAAUAAUAAUAUUAAUAAUGAAUUUAUUGAACUUUUAAAACACCAUCAUCAAUGUAACAAUCUUUUAUCAAAUAUAAAUAAUAAUAACUUUCCAGAAUAUAAAGAUACUCAAUUAAUAAUUAAACAAAAUAAUCUCUACUCAAUUAAAGAUCUAACAAACAGUUAUAUAGAAGUACUUGAUAUUCCUUUAGAUUUAAAAACACUAAAAUUUUAUAAUUUAGAAUUUACAAUUUACGAAGAAGGGUGUGAUAUUAGUCAUUUAGAAAUUAGAAAUCUUGCUAUUGGACCUAUCGGAUGUUUACCCAAAAAUAUUCCAACAACAGUUACAGAUUUAUAUUUACUUGAUGGUUUUGAUCAACCACUUAAUUUUAUACCACCCACUGUACAACACUUGUAUUUACAUAACAUCAAAUAUCAAUUAACACCUGAUUCAAUUCCAGCAACAGUUACAGAUUUAUAUUUACUUGAUGGCUUUAAUCAACCACUUAAUUUUAUACCACCCACUGUACAAUACUUGUAUUUUAAUAAUAUAAAGUAUCAAUUAACACCUGAUUCAAUUCCAGCAACAGUUUCACGUUUAUAUUUACUUGAUGGCUUUAAUCAAUCACUUAAUUUUAUACCACCCACCGUGAAAAACUUGUAUUUAAAUAAUAUUAAGUAUCAAUUAACACCUGAUUCAAUUCCAGCAACAGUUACACAUUUAUAUUUACUUGAUGGCUUUGAUCAAUCACUUAAUUUUAUACCACCCACCGUAGAGUUUUUGCAUUUAGAUAACAUCAAGUAUCAAUUAACACCUGAUUCAAUUCCAGCAACAGUUACACAUUUAUAUUUACAAGAUGGAUUUGAUCAACCACUUAAUUUUAUACCACCCACCGUGAAAUACUUGUAUAUAUUUAAUAUUAAGUAUCAAUUAACACCUGAUUCAAUUCCAGAAACAGUUUUACGUUUAUAUUUACAAGAUGGCUUUGAUCAACCACUUAAUUUUAUACCACCCACCGUAGAACACUUGUAUUUAAAAAACAUCAAGUAUCAAUUAACACCUGGUUCAAUUCCAGCAACAGUUAUACAUUUAUAUUUACUUGAUGGCUUUAAUCAAUCACUUAAUUUUAUACCCCCUACCGUAAAAUCGUUGUAUAUAAAUAACAUCAAGUAUAAACUAAUACCUGGCUCAAUUCCAAAUCAUUUAACUAAUCUUAUGUUUGAUCAUGGUUUCUCUCAACGUUUUACAAAAGGUAUUAUUCCUGGCUCCAUAACUUCAACUCUUAUGGGUGAUGUGGUCUAUCCUUUAGAACAUGACUCCAUUUCAAACCCCGAUCAAAAAAUUUCUUAUUUAACCCAAUACAAACAUCCAAAAAUAAAAUAA